AUGGUCCUAGUGAAUGAUGGUCCUAGUGAGAGUGGUGGUCCUAGUGAGAGUGAUGACCCUAGUGAGAGCGAUGGUCCUAGUGAGAGUGAUGGUCCUUGUGAGAGUGAUGGUCCUAGUGAGAGUGAUGGUCCUAGUGAGAGUGAUGGUCCUAGUGAGAGUGAUGGUCCUAGUGAGAGUGAUGGUCCUAGUGAGAGUGAUGGUCCUAGUGAGAGUGAUGAUCCUAGUGAAAAUGAUGGUCCUAGUGAGAGUGAUGGUCCUAGUGAUCAAUGUUUUUACCUCGAGUCACUAGAUUGUGAUGAAAAAAACAAUAGUGCCAGCUCUACCGACAACCCUCGUGUCUUCACACCUGUCGGAAGUCACCCGGCACCGUCUCAGACCUUCGGAGAGUCACUUAAGAGGGACCGUCUCAGACCCUCGGAGGGUCACCUAGAGGCACCGUCUCAGACCCUCGGAGGGUCACUUAAGAGGGACCGUCUCAGACCCUCGGAGGGUCACUUAAGAGAGCCCUCAACUGAGCCACAUAUGUAG
Molecule: messenger RNA, 528 nt
Organism: Procambarus clarkii (red swamp crayfish)
Lineage: Eukaryota; Metazoa; Arthropoda; Malacostraca; Decapoda; Cambaridae
Source: RefSeq, a predicted model, not a curated record